Cottoperca gobio is the source of this 1451-nucleotide messenger RNA. RefSeq names its product REST corepressor 3-like. Lineage: Eukaryota; Metazoa; Chordata; Actinopteri; Perciformes; Bovichtidae. Gene Ontology annotation, biological process: regulation of transcription by RNA polymerase II; negative regulation of DNA-templated transcription. Gene Ontology annotation, molecular function: transcription corepressor activity. The record is from RefSeq and is a predicted model, not a curated record. Gene Ontology annotation, cellular component: transcription regulator complex; histone deacetylase complex.
CAGAGCUGCGGAGAUUGAGCGAACAGCAGCAGAAACACCUCCAGGUCCUGCUGACAUUUUAUACCCAGACACAGCGGCUAACAACGGUGACUUUGAGCGGUGAGAUGCCGGGCAUGAUGGAUAAAGGCUCGGAGUAUUUAGGGAAAGGUCGAUCAAACGGCACCAAGAGUCCGUCCAACGCUUCUAACGGACAUUUUUCUGACGAGAGCGGCAGCGACGACGAACACGAUGUGGGAAUGCGGGUUGGAGCCGAUUAUCAGGCUAAUAUUCCCGAGUUGGAGCCCGGUUCCACUAAGUACACAGAUAAAGACAGCGGAGGGAUGCUGGUUUGGUCUCCGUAUCACAGCAUCGUCGACUCCAAAUUGGAUGAAUACAUCGCUUUAGCCAAAGAGAAACAUGGAUACAACGUGGAGCAGGCACUCGGCAUGCUCUUCUGGCACAAACACAACAUAGAGAAGUCUCUGGCCGACCUGCCGAACUUCACCCCGUUUCCAGACGAGUGGACGGUGGAGGACAAGGUGCUGUUUGAACAAGCCUUCAGCUUCCACGGCAAGAGCUUCCACCGCAUCCAGCAGAUGUUACCAGAUAAAUCCAUCUCCAGUCUGGUGAAGUACUACUACUCCUGGAAGAAGACUCGCUCCAGAACGAGUCUGAUGGACCGACAGGCUCGUAAACUGGCCAACAGGAGCAACCAGGACGACAGUGAUGAGGAGAUGGAGGAGGCCGCUCCCGUUGAAGCCAACGACAGCGACUACGACCCCAACAAGGAAACCAAGAAAGAGCAGAACCAGGUGGAGCCGGUGGCGCCGGGCUCAAAGGUGGCUUUGGGUCGGCGGGAGCACCAGACCCUGCAACACAGACACCACCAGCGCUCUCGCUGCCGCCCCCCCAAAGGCAUGUACCUGACCCAGGAGGACGUGGUGGCCGUGUCCUGCAACGCCUCCGCCGCCAACACCCUCCUCCGUCAGCUGGACAUGGAGCUGGUGACCCUCAAGAGACAGGUGAAAGACCCCAGGUGUGUCCCUGAGUCGUCCUGUGCAGUGCCUGUCCCGGUUACUAUGCUGCCCGGGCUGUACCGCCCCCGGCUGGUGAUACCUGCUGGUAUCAGUACACUGUGUGAAGCAGGUUGCUCCUGGAAGGUAGUGGUCCGUUUUCAGCGGGUUAACCAGGCAAUUCCAGCCCCCUGCACGGUCAGGAUGCUUACCGCCAAUUACCGGCGACCACAGCCCCUUUUACCGGGGCUUCCCGCCCCCCCCUUCCCCAGGGUAUUCCCGCCACCCUUUCAGCAGGAGGAUUCAGCCAGGCUCGCUUUCACCUGCGGCCCUUACGCCCCAUUUAAAGGCACGGAGAAUUGCAAGCUAAUCCCGGAGGAUUACAAGACCACAUUUAAAUGCGUUCCGCCCCCUUCCCGGCGAGUCACAGGCCCACACUGGCCCGGGACGCUUCCGUAG